AUGACGGAGGGUUGGAAGACGUUGAUGGCCGAGGCCGAGGCUUUGCUCAAGGUAAGUAAGCACUUUGACGGGGUGCAGAAGAUCAAUUCGUGUAUGGAGCUCUUCGAGACCGAGGUGGGGGGCUCUGGCUCCAGGAUUCUCAAAGAGCCGAACGAGUUCCUGGCGGAUGUCAUGCCCACGCUGUCCGAAGAACAGAAGACCGCUCUGCGCUCGAUGUACGAGGUGCGCGGUGACUUGCUCUUCGGCCUCGGCGCCCUGAAGCGCGCGGAGACCGAGUACGGGUGCGCGGCGGUGCUGGACCCCGGAAGCGAGGAGCUCAAGGCGAAAAGGGCCAAGGUGGUGGCCGCCAACUCCGCGAGCAUGGCGCCGGGCGCAGACAAGAAGGUACCCGUGUCGGUCCUCACGGGCUUCCUCGGGAGCGGCAAGACAACGUUGCUGAACCACAUCCUGCAGGCGAACCACGGCAAGCGCAUCGCGGUGAUCGAGAACGAGUUCGGGGAGGUGGGCAUCGACGACUCGCUGGUGAAGGCCGGCUCUCUGGCGUCCGAGGAGAACAUCGUCGAGAUGAACAACGGGUGCAUCUGCUGCACCGUGCGCGGCGACCUCAUCGCAGGCCUGAAGAAGCUUAUCAAAAAUUCGCAGAAGUCUGGCAGGCUCCUCGACGGAGUGUUGAUCGAGACUACCGGCUUGGCGGACCCCGCGCCUGUUGCACAGACGUUCUUUGCCGACGACUACGUGCAGCAGCACAUGCGCCUGGACGGCAUCCUGACUCUCGUGGACGCCGCGCACAUCAUCCAGCACCUCGACGAUGAGAAGCCAGAGGGCGUUGAGAACGAGGCCGUGGAGCAGAUCGCUUUCGCGGACCGCAUCCUGUUGAACAAGUGUGACUUGGUAGACGGCGAGGAGCAGUUGGCAGAAGUGGAGAGGCGGAUCCGUGCUAUCAACGGAAAGGUGCCCAUCAAGCGGACCACGAACAGCGAGGUCGAGAUGGACUAUAUCCUUGGCAUCCGAGGCUUUUCAUUGGACAAGAUCAUGGAGAUGGACGAUGCGUUUCUGGAGGACGGCCACGACCACCAGCACGACAACCGUGUCUCAUCUGUCGGCAUCGACGUCCCGGGCGAGGUGGUUCAGCAAAAGUUAAACCAAUGGAUCUCGUGGUUGCUCAAGGAGAAGGGUGUGGAUUUGUUCCGUUCCAAGGGCGUUUUGGCAGUAAAGGGGAUGAAGGAGAAGUUUGUAUUUCAGGCUAUCCACAUGCUCUUUGCGAACUCGCAGGAGGGCGCGUGGGGCGAGGAUGAGGAGAAGAGGUGCAAGAUGAUCUUCAUUGGCAAGAACCUGGACAGGGAGGAGCUUACGAGUGGCUUCAUGGCGUGCAUGGCAAAGAUCUGA
Messenger RNA from Prorocentrum cordatum, 1386 nucleotides. The record is from the annotation of a GenBank genome assembly. Lineage: Eukaryota; Dinophyceae; Prorocentrales; Prorocentraceae.